Camelina sativa (false flax) is the source of this 1070-nucleotide messenger RNA. Its product is annotated as putative xyloglucan endotransglucosylase/hydrolase protein 5. The record is from RefSeq and is a predicted model, not a curated record. Gene Ontology annotation, molecular function: hydrolase activity, hydrolyzing O-glycosyl compounds; xyloglucan:xyloglucosyl transferase activity. NCBI's taxonomy places the organism in Eukaryota, Viridiplantae, Streptophyta, Magnoliopsida, Brassicales, Brassicaceae. Gene Ontology annotation, biological process: xyloglucan metabolic process; cell wall biogenesis. Gene Ontology annotation, cellular component: cell wall; apoplast.
AGUACUAUUAUGUAACUUGAUGGCUAUAUAUAGUAUGGUCCGUUCAAUGUUUGUUUUGUGUGAUGAAAGUGAGAGAGAUGGGUCGUCUUCCAUUUACUCUUUGCUUCACCUUCCUGGUUAUGGCCACAGUAGCAGUUGGUGUACCUCCUAAAAAGUCCAUUAAUGUUCCUUUUGGAAGGAACUAUUUCCCCACUUGGGCUUUUGAUCACAUUAAGUAUCUCAAUGGUGGUUCUGAAGUGCAUCUCGUUCUUGACAAGUACACUGGCACUGGCUUUCAGUCGAAAGGUUCCUACUUGUUUGGCCACUUUAGUAUGCACAUAAAGAUGGUUGCUGGGGACUCUGCUGGAACUGUGACCGCCUUCUAUUUGUCAUCACAGAACUCAGAACAUGAUGAGAUAGACUUUGAGUUUCUAGGGAACAGAACCGGCCAGCCUUACAUUUUGCAGACAAACGUGUUCACUGGAGGUAUAGGAAACCGAGAGCAGCGGAUCAACCUCUGGUUUGACCCUUCCAAAGACUACCAUUCGUAUUCAGUUCUCUGGAACAUGUAUCAGAUUGUGUUCUUUGUGGAUGAUGUACCAAUAAGAGUGUUCAAGAAUAGCAAAGACAUUGGUGUGAAGUUUCCAUUCAACCAGCCAAUGAAGAUAUAUUCGAGUCUAUGGAACGCAGACGACUGGGCCACAAGGGGAGGGUUAGAGAAGACCAACUGGGUAAAUGCACCUUUUGUUGCAUCGUACAGAGGCUUCCACGUUGAUGGAUGUGAGGCUUCAGUAAAUGCUAAGUUCUGCGAGACGCAGGGAAAACGUUGGUGGGAUCAAAAAGAGUUCCAGGACUUGGAUGCUAACCAGUACAAACGUCUCAAAUGGGUUCGUAAGAGAUACACCAUCUACAACUAUUGUACUGACCGCGUCCGUUUUCCCGUGCCUCCUCCUGAGUGCCGCAGAGACCGUGACAUUUAGUGCUUCUUUUCUUCAGAUUUUACCUAGAUUUUUUUUCCUAUGUAUGGCAAAAAUUUCCUACUUUUUAAUGUUUAUUCUUCUCGCAAGUUAUUGAAAACAUCUUCUAGAAUA